AAGAAAAUAAUAGUUAUGGCUGGAGCAGGAAUAAGUACACCAAGUGGGAUUCCAGAUUUUAGGACUCCGGGCUCAGGACUGUACGACAAUCUGAAGAAGUACAAGGUGCCAUACCCAGAAGCCAUUUUUGACAUUGAUUAUUUCGCGUACAACCCUCAACCUUUCUUUACCCUGGCUAAAGAACUGUAUCCUGGGAAGUACAAGCCGAAUUAUAUCCACUACUUUGUGCGGCUGCUACAUGAGAAGGGUUUGCUGCUGAGGUGCUAUACACAGAACAUUGAUGGCCUGGAAAGAAUGGCUGGAAUUCCUCCAAAGAAACUUGUUGAAGCUCAUGGAACAUUCUCAGCAGCCUCUUGUCACCUGUGUUACACCUCCUUCCCUGCAAAAGAAGCUCAGGACUGCAUAAUGAAUGACAGAUCUCCCCAUUGUAAGGUGUGUUAUGGAGUUGUCAAACCUGACAUCGUGUUCUUUGGUGAAGCCCUUCCAAAAUCAUUUGACAGAUUUUCCAAAGACUUUCCCGAGGCCGACCUGCUGAUUGUAAUGGGAACUUCUUUAGAGGUUGAACCUUUCGCCAAUAUUGUCAAUGCGGUGCGACCCAACGUCCCCCGCUUACUGAUCAACAGAGAUCUGGUUGGUCCAUUUAUAACCAAAACAAGGAAAAGCAGAGAUUUGGCAGAAUUGGGAGAUCUCUGUGACGUCACUAGGAAGUUUGUCAGGGCACUUAACUGGCAGGAGGACAUGGAGGACGUGAUGAGAUCCCACACGUUAUAG
Molecule: messenger RNA, 771 nt
Organism: Nanorana parkeri
Lineage: Eukaryota; Metazoa; Chordata; Amphibia; Anura; Dicroglossidae
Product: NAD-dependent protein deacetylase sirtuin-3, mitochondrial-like
Exons: 5
Coding region: 16-771 (251 amino acids)
Molecular function (GO): histone deacetylase activity, NAD-dependent; NAD+ binding
Source: RefSeq, a predicted model, not a curated record